Messenger RNA from Chrysochloris asiatica (Cape golden mole), 1566 nucleotides. It is a transcript of the gene SLC25A48, whose product is annotated as solute carrier family 25, member 48. Gene Ontology annotation, biological process: transmembrane transport. The record is from RefSeq and is a predicted model, not a curated record. Gene Ontology annotation, cellular component: mitochondrion. The transcript is spliced from 10 exons. Bases 1 to 1566 code for a protein of 521 amino acids. Gene Ontology annotation, molecular function: transmembrane transporter activity. Lineage: Eukaryota; Metazoa; Chordata; Mammalia; Afrosoricida; Chrysochloridae.
AUGUAUAUGGCACAAAGCAAGCAGGCAGAGAAGAUACAAGAUAAGCUUAUAGAUGUUGGCCAGAAUAUUUUGGAGGAGACCUCAGAGUUCCUUCCCCAACAACCGCAGACCACCAAUUCCAGGCAGGCCUUCAACUCCCACAGCCUCUCCCAUGGGCCCUCUGUGGCCUCGGAGUACCUGCCAUUCUUCCGCACCAAUGGGUCAUUGGUGACUGAUAUGGAGGGGACUCCAUGGCCCGAAGCCUGUAAGGAUCAAGAAGAAGGCUUGGGUGUUAGAGAAGUACCCUUUCCGGAGGACUCUACAACACUCAGUGGGUUCUUCCCUUACUACCGCUCUGAAGAGGAGAUUUUCCCCAGCCUGGUCCUUCCUGGCAGGCACUUAGAGGACUCUCAGGAUGCUCGCACCGUGAGGAAGGCACAGGAUGGCUGCUUCUGCAGGAUGACUGGAAGCAGUGAAUGUUCUGCGCUGCUAGAACUGCUAAGUGAAAUUCCACUCAGCAGCACCAGCCUCCCUAGCCUGGGAGUUGCCGCCCUCUCCCAGCCGGUGUGCUGCGCCUUUAAGGCCCACAGGGGGCGUGAUAUCAGAGGCCCGACGGCUCUUGGAGAGGCGAGGCGCCGCCCAGCAUUGGCCAUGGGCAGUUUCCAGCUGGAAGACUUUGCGGCGGGCUGGAUUGGAGGUGCAGCCAGCGUCAUUGUUGGACACCCUCUAGACACUGUCAAGACUCGCCUGCAGGCCGGUGUGGGCUAUGGGAACAUGCUCAGCUGCAUUCGCAUGGUGUACAGGAGGGAAAGUGUGUUUGGCUUCUUCAAGGGCAUGUCCUUCCCCCUUGCCAGCAUUGCUGUCUACAAUGCAGUAGUGUUUGGGGUCUUCAGUAACACUCAGCGGUUCCUCAGCCAACACCGCUGCAGAGAGCUGGAGACCAGCCCGCCCCGAACCCUGUCUGACCUGCUCCUGGCCAGCAUGGUAGCCGGUGUGGUCUCAGUCGGACUGGGUGGGCCCGUGGACCUUAUCAAGAUCCGGCUGCAGAUGCAAACACAGCCCUUUCAAGAAGCCAACCUCCAUUUGAAGCCUAGGGUGGUGCCUCUGGGGGAGCAGCCAGCAUACCACGGGCCUGUACACUGCAUGGCUACUAUUGUGCGGAAUGAGGGUCUGGCAGGCCUGUACCGGGGUGCCAACGCCAUGCUCCUGAGGGAUGUCCCAGGUUAUUGCCUCUACUUCAUCCCCUAUGUGUUUCUGAAUGAGUGGAUCACACCUGAGACCAAUGCAGGCCCCAGUCCCUGUGCCGUGUGGCUGGCAGGAGGCAUGGCAGGAGCAAUUUCUUGGGGGACAGCAACUCCAAUGGAUGUCGUGAAAAGUCGACUUCAGGCUGACGGGGUUUAUUUCAGCAAAUAUAAAGGUGUCCUGGACUGUAUCUCCCAGAGUUACCAGAAGGAAGGUCUUAAAGUAUUUUUCAGGGGCAUCACCGUGAAUGCUGUGCGGGGUUUCCCUAUGAGCGCAGCCAUGUUCCUUGGUUAUGAGCUCUCACUGCAAGCAAUCCGUGGGGACCAGGCUGUGACGAACCCUUGA